This is a messenger RNA of Bombyx mandarina (wild silkworm), 3250 nucleotides long. It is a transcript of the gene pav, whose product is annotated as kinesin family member pavarotti. Gene Ontology annotation, cellular component: microtubule; kinesin complex; nucleus. The record is from RefSeq and is a predicted model, not a curated record. Gene Ontology annotation, biological process: mitotic spindle midzone assembly; microtubule-based movement. Gene Ontology annotation, molecular function: microtubule motor activity; ATP binding; ATP hydrolysis activity. Lineage: Eukaryota; Metazoa; Arthropoda; Insecta; Lepidoptera; Bombycidae.
AUGAAGUCCGUUAAAUCGAAACAGAGAUUAAACGAGAUGCGAACGCCGGCGCGUAGUAAACAAAAUCUCGCUCAGGACCGCGAUCCUGUACAAGUCUACUGUAGACUUCGCCCCAUGCAAAGAGAAAGUGAUGUGUCGUGUAUGAAGAUUAUAUCACCAACCACAUUACUCCUAACGCCGCCAGCAACGGCGUUAAGCUACAGAAAUGAAGGCAGCAAAACCAUGAAAUACACAUUCAAAGAGAUUUUCCCGCCGGAAGCGUCACAGCAAGAAGUUUUCGAUAAAGUCUCACUGCCGUUAGUCGAAGGCUUGAUUAAAGGUAAAAACGGCUUGUUAUUCACCUACGGGGUCACUGGCAGCGGGAAAACGUUCACGAUGACCGGCGAGCCCCAGAACUGCGGGAUAUUACCACGAUGUUUGAAUAUUAUUUUCAAAACGAUCAACGAUUUCCAAGCUCACAAAUAUGUGUUCAAACCGGACAAAAUGAACAUGUUCGAUAUUCAAAACGAAGCGGAGGCCAUGCUAGAGAGGCAACAGGAACUUCACAAAUUCAAAACUGGGAAGAAAAAUAAUUCGAACCCGGAUUUAGCUAUGGCAUCCACGGAUAUAACGAAAGUCGAAGGUAUCAAUGAAGACAAUCAGUAUGCUGUGUUCGUUACAUACGUAGAAAUCUACAAUAACAGUGUUUUUGACUUGUUAGAAGAUGGUCCUCCGAUCAGCAGGAACCUUCCAGUGAAGAUAAUAAGAGAAGAUGCAGCCCAUAAUAUGUACGUCCACGGGGUUACUGAAAUCGAGAUUAAGUCAGCUGAGGAUGCCUUUGAUGCUUUCUAUCUAGGUUUGAAACGGAAACGAAUGGCUCACACGACUCUGAACGCAGAAUCAAGCCGAAGUCACUCAGUGUUCACGAUACGAUUAGUGCAGGCACCAGUUGACGAGAUGGGAGAAGCUGUGAUACAAAAUAAAAAGUUCUUGAAUAUUAGUCAACUGAGUCUUGUUGAUUUAGCUGGUAGUGAAAGAACUAACCGAACCAAAAACACAGGACAAAGACUAAGAGAAGCCGGGAAUAUUAACAAGUCAUUGAUGACUCUUAGAACAUGCUUAGAAGCGUUGAGAGAAAAUCAAAUUAACGGUGCCAAUAACAUGGUGCCCUAUAGAGAGUCUAAAAUUACUCAUCUCUUCAAAAAUUUCUUUGAAGGUGAAGGUCAAGUAAGGAUGAUAGUCUGUGCAAAUCCAAGAGCUGAAGAUUAUGAUGAAACCCUUCAAGUGAUGAGAUUUGCUGAGAUGGCAGCAGAAGUUGAAGUUGCUAAACCCCAGGUCAUAGAUGUAGCUACAACAAUAGGUUUGAUGUCUGGCCGCAGAAAGGCUAAUAGACUCUUCACAACAGCUCGUGACAAUAUGGCGAGACCGGAGGCUAAAGAUUUGGACUUAGAUCUAGGUUUGGUAUACAGCCUUGGGCCAGACUUCCCAAGCUUGGAACUGAAUAGCUCUCAAGCUGCCCAUAUAAUUAAGGAACUGAUGGCACAUUUAGAAAUGAGAAUCAGUCGUAGAGAAACACUUAAAAGAAGUAAGGCAGUGAAGGAUGAAAGGCUGAGGUCGGCCCUGUUGGAUCUUGAAAAAGAAUCAUUAGAAGUGAGAAGUGAAAACUCAUCAUUAAGGGGACAGCUGGCAGCCUCUGAACGCAGGAUCCGAGCUUUAGAAGAACGCUUGACAGCCACAGAAAAUGCGUCUCUCACUCACCAAAGAAAAUUGGCAGAAAUGACUGAAUACACGUCAUCUUUAAAAAGAGAUCUUCAGGAAAAAGAAUAUUUGCUCAACCAGAAUAAGUUUGAGAAAGAAAAGCAGAAAAAGAUCCUUGAAAGAAAAUACAACCACAAGAUUGCCGCUGAACAGGAGAAGGCCAAAGAAAUAAACACAGAAAAGGAAAGAUUAAGAAAUGCAGUAGAGGAAAAAGAAAACUGUUUACGUAAAGUCAAAGAAGCGUUAAAUGUUGAUAUGGCUGACAGAGGAGACAACUUUGAUUAUCCGCGCUCCACAACUGAAAUCGGUGCUCAGACCAGUCAUUUUACACCGGGCUCCACACCGAGAGCUCUACCCGCACACCUCUUGACCCCAUUCAGUUCAGCUCCACAAUCACGCGACACACCAACAUCCAGAAGAGGGGUCGCUGUAGCGAAUCCACGCCAUAGACGGUCAUUGUCAGCUGAUGGUCGAGGCUGGGUGGAACACGCACCUAACAAGCUAGUCCCAAUGGGCACAGUCAUGAAGCCAAGCAUGACGAAUAGCAAAAUCGUUAAUAAACUGACAACAGUCAAAGACAUUGCCAAUUCGAAAACGUCAAAAUACUGUCUUAUAUCGCAAGAGCAAGAUACUGAUGGUGAAUUGGAGACGAAACUGUACAAAGGUGAUGUUGUACCCACCUGCGGGGGAGGAGCUCAAGUUAUAUUUAAUGAUGUUGAAAUGCUAAAACAGUUUUCUCCGACAAGGGAAUCGCAGAGAUUGUCCAGCAAUAGCUGUGCUAGACAUUCCGGCAAGAGGAGAGACACCGCAUCUUCACCACCACAAACACCAUCAAACACCAGUAAGAAGCAGAGAGUUGAUGACGAAUGAUCUUGGACGUGAUCAGGUAAAGUGAAAUAAGUGGAAGAAUAUAAAUAUGUUUUUGUGGUGCAUAAAACUUGUUGGAUUUCUUAAUAUAAUUAUUAAAUUGAGGUUUGGUAGGAAUUUUCAUUCAAAAUCAUUGAAUAUGUAAAAAAGUUAAACUACCUACAUUCCUGAUUAUUAUCAUGAUUGUAAUUCUAGUAGAAUCUAGAACUUGUGACUUUCAAAUGAUCUUUUUUAUGCUUUCUAUUUUCAACUGACUCAAAAGUGGCCAGUGACAGAUUAAGUGAAUUUUUUUCUUUUCCAAGACAUUCUCAAUGUUAUUUUUGAACAUAUACUUAAAAUACAUUCUGUGAUUGUAUAUUUGCUCAUAAAAUGUACCAUUAUAUUGUAAUACUUACUAACAUAAUUAUUUGAUAGCUUAUGACAUUCCUUGAUGUUAGGGUUUUAGUAACAUUAUGGCUGUUUACCAUCGUGUUGGCACUGAUGGUAGGUCUUUCACUUAAUCCCAGGAUUCUGAACCAAGACAGAUCGAGAUGUCACUAAGACAUAUUUUGCCAAUAGAAAUUUGAAUAUUAUUACAAAAUCAUUAACCUUACUUAAAACUUUAUUUGCUAUACAAAUGGUAAACACUGAAAUAUAAAUAAUUAUG